This is a messenger RNA of Mesitornis unicolor (brown roatelo), 1563 nucleotides long. RefSeq names its product ankyrin repeat domain 34B (gene ANKRD34B). Gene Ontology annotation, molecular function: protein binding. NCBI's taxonomy places the organism in Eukaryota, Metazoa, Chordata, Aves, Mesitornithiformes, Mesitornithidae. The transcript has a single exon. The record is from RefSeq and is a predicted model, not a curated record. The coding region runs from base 1 to 1563 and encodes 520 amino acids.
AUGACCGAAUCAGCAGAGCUGCUGGUGGAGGGGAAUUCCCUGAUAAGAGCCGUCUAUCAGAGCCGCCUUCGCCUCACCAGGCUGUUACUGGAGGGUGGCGCCUACAUCAAUGAAAGCAAUGACAGAGGUGAAACCCCAUUAAUGAUUGCUUGUAGGACAAAACAUGUGGACUCCCAGAGCGUCAGCAAGGCAAGGAUGGUUAAAUACCUCCUGGAAAAAAAGGCUGAUCCAAACAUACAGGACAAAUCUGGAAAGACAGCCUUGAUGCACGCUUGUUUAGAAAAAGCAGGUCCUGAGGUGAUAUCUCUGCUGCUGAAAAGUGGAGCUGACCCGAGCCUGCAAGACCACUCCAAUUGCUCUGCGCUUGUGUAUGCAAUAAACUCUGAAGACAAAGAGACCCUAAAAGUUCUUCUUAAUGCCUGCAGAGCACAAGGAAAAGAAGUCAUCAUCAUCACCACAGACAAGUCCGCAUCAGGAUGGCAGAAAACGAAACAGUACCUAAAUGUGCUUCCUGCAGACCCUGAGGAAUGCCAUUCCCCAACUGCUUGCACUUCUCCAUCAGAAAUAGAACUGAAAACGUCUCCAUCCCCACUUUCAAGUUCUAAUGAAACUAAAAAAGCACUGUUCAGCUUUAAAGAGCUGGAUCAUCCACAGAGCGUGGACAACUCUUCUCAAACAGUGUCACCGACAAGAAAAUAUAGCUCAACAAAAGUAGGAUCCAAGCUGGCACAAGUGCACCAGCUGCAGUCUGAACCUUGGAUAAAGGGAAUCCAAACUCCACCACUGUUUUACCAGACUAAAAUUGCCUCUUUACAGGAAGAUCUUCAGGAUAUUACUCCAGAAGAAGAGCUCUCUUUUAAAAUCAAUGGCCUUGCCUUAUCAAAGAGAUUCAUCACCAGGCACCAAAGUAUUGACAUAAAAGACACUGCUCAUUUUUUGCAAAGCUUUUAUCAAACUGGAUCAAGGAAAUUAUCGUAUGAUGAGAUAAACUUUCAGACUCCUUAUGUUGAAGAGAAUCAUAACCCCAGUGGGAUUCCUAUGGGCAAGGAAGCCAGUUCAGGACAGGCCAGCUUUAUUUCAAAGCUCAGCAGUGUUAUCCAGAAAAGAAAUUCAGAAGCAAACCACUACAGCUCUGAUUCUCAGCUAACUGCUAGUCUAAGUCCUGCUGCUGCAGAAGACAGUAAGUCAGUGAUAGGAAAGAAAUGGAUAUUUUCUCCAUCCCACUCUUUGCUAUCAAGUUCUAAGGAAGUACUGGAGAACAUGCCUCCUGUUACUUUGAGCAGGAGAAAUCAAGCCUUUCUAGAAAGACGGGGUUCAGGAGCUUUAUCGUUGGAUCAUGUUGCUCAGACAAGACCAGGCUUUCUUCCACCACUGAAUGUGAACCCUCACCCCCCCAUUCCAGAUAUUACCUUCAUAAACAGGGUUUCUGGGAUGAUUUCUUGUGGACAAAAACACUUGGUACCAGCAGCACCUGCUUUUCCUAGGGACACCAAAUAUAUGAAAAUGCUGUUAAGAAGGCAGUCAUUACAGACUGAGCAGAUUAAGCAAUUAAUGAAUUUUUAA